Pocillopora damicornis (cauliflower coral) is the source of this 981-nucleotide messenger RNA. RefSeq names its product betaine--homocysteine S-methyltransferase 1-like. The record is from RefSeq and is a predicted model, not a curated record. Lineage: Eukaryota; Metazoa; Cnidaria; Anthozoa; Scleractinia; Pocilloporidae.
UACACAAAUGGCUGCAGUUACACUCACAGCCGAUGGCUGUGUGAAUAACAACAAAUUCAUACCUAGGCGCGAGUUAUGUGUUAAAACGCAUUACAUUUCUAAUCUUUGAAAGGCUUCAAACUAUGACGUUCAUCGAACGCUCGAAAACGGGUUUCAAGUUACAGAGUAAAAAACAGUGAUUGCGUUUGUCCUUGAGAAUUAUUGAAUACGCGACAAAUACGUGCAAAAAAUAAUUCUACACAUUCAGAAUCAAUCAAAUUUCUUGUAACUAUGGUGAAAGGAAAAAGGAACAGCAUAACUUUUACCGUCAAGUCAAACUCUGCCGAUUUCCUUCGCGUUCUCACUGCCACAUUGAAAAAAGAACGCUACCACAAUGCAGCGCAAACGGAGUGCGCAAACCGUCCGUCUUGCAUGCACGAAAAUAUUCACCGAAUCAUCAGAAGGUCAAACACCUUGAAUAAAUCAUGUCAGCUGAGAAGAUUCGCCUACCUUAAAAAGCGUGGAGUUCUGAAGAGAUUAGACACUGUCGAGGUUGUCAUUGGGGAUGGCGGCUUCCUUUACUGCAUGGAGCGGCGUGGUUAUGUUAAAGCAGGCGCCUGGACACCAGAGGCUACUGUAGAACACCCAGAAGCUGUUCGACAGCUUCACAGUGAAUUUCUGAGAGCCGGAGCUGAUGUAAUGCAAACAUUUACAUUUUAUGCCAGUAAAGACAAGCUGGAAAAUCGCAGCCAUUCAGCUGGACAGAUCGGGGUUAAAAAAAGGGUGUAACGCUUUAAAAACCUAAUUCAUGCAGUUGUGUGAUUAUUCCAUUGUCAACCGGUUCUAAGCCCAACAGUCCGCCUUCCCCAUAAGAUCAAACCAUUCACGCCAAAAACAAAAUAAAUACAUAGAUAAAUGAACAUGUUAAUAGAUAAGGUAAUAAAAUUUAAGAAGUAAAGAACAGUGGGCUAAGUUUUAAUCUUGGACCUAAAAAUUUAAGAA